This is a messenger RNA of Acaulospora colombiana, 426 nucleotides long. The record is from the annotation of a GenBank genome assembly. Lineage: Eukaryota; Fungi; Glomeromycota; Glomeromycetes; Diversisporales; Acaulosporaceae.
AGUACGACCAGAAAGACCAUCACAGGGAAAGAGGCUACAAAGGGCUCCUGUUAUUCUGGUGACAGGCGCCAGGAAUAUUUUGGCAUUCUAACCUCUAUUGUCUCCGCCGAGGAGAAUGAACAGUCUAUAUCACUCAGCGGUAUGAUACUCCUUGUAAUCUUGUUCGAAGACAAACGCACUCAACGAUUUAUUCAGGCUUUUGACCUUCAACUAGCGCAGGAGCUGAUACGUGGAGGACGGUCCAUCACACUCGUGAACAUGCCAGUCUCCUUCACCGAUAGAGGUUUCACGCUCCUUUCUGAUGGCGCCUGUUGCGAGGAAGCUACAUCUCAAACACAGGGACGUAUCGCAUAUUUCUCUCAAAAUGAACCAGGUUUCAUGGAUAACGAUGCCCGUGGAUUCCAUAAAAAUGCGGAAUACGGUUAA